Molecule: messenger RNA, 3530 nt
Organism: Larimichthys crocea (large yellow croaker)
Lineage: Eukaryota; Metazoa; Chordata; Actinopteri; Sciaenidae
Gene: adamts1
Product: ADAM metallopeptidase with thrombospondin type 1 motif, 1
Exons: 8
Coding region: 402-3230 (942 amino acids)
Biological process (GO): proteolysis; extracellular matrix organization
Cellular component (GO): extracellular matrix
Molecular function (GO): zinc ion binding; metalloendopeptidase activity
Source: RefSeq, a predicted model, not a curated record
CUGUUCUGACUGCAAGGCAAGAGCAGAGAACAGACUAAAACGGGCCAGCAGAGGGAAAAAAAAACACUGCCCCCGAACUCUAAGAGAGUUAGAAACUGAGACAUCUGCUGAGUUUUGGAGAGAAAGAGACCUGUUGGAAUUUACUGCUGAGAUCCAGCUUUUAUUUUCAUUUAAUUUAAAGGACUUGCAACAAGUCAGACCUGCACAUAACUUUAAAUGAGUUUUGCACUGGAUUUGAUCCCUUUUUAGAUUUUUGUGCGUAAUUUUGGGUACAGUUUUGUGGAAGUUUAAAGACUUUGGGGUUUGUAGUUUUAUAGUGGAAAACCUUUUAAAGGAUUUACUUGCUUCCUCGUAGAGACUUUAUUAUCAAUUUCUAUUUCCACUUGUCGGAUUUCAGUUAUAUGAUGUCGUUUUUACACAUUUCCAUUGGCUUAAUCGCCGCUCUGUGCGUCGGCACGGCGCGCAGCGCCUGGGAGGAGAGCACAGUGGUGCCGGUCAGAAUAGACCCAACGGCCCGGUGGGAGAGCGAAUCCGAACCGUGGCGGACUCUCUCCGCAGAGGAGAAGGAGAAGGAGGCGGAGAUGAGGGUGUACCGGUUGGACGUAUUUGGCAAGGAGCUGAUCUUGCAACUAGAGCCUGACCAGACCUUCUUGGCGCCGGGUUUUGUCUUUCACAUUGUGGGGAGUCCCGAGUCCGAACCGACACAGGAACCCAAGACCGGAGCCGAGCCGGGUUGCUUCUUCUCAGGCACUGUGAACGGAGAGGAGCACUCUGCCGCUGCGCUCAACCUGUGUCACGGACUCAGGGGCGGAUUCUACUUUCAGGGUGAAGAGUAUUUUAUUCAGCCCCUCAACUCGAGUGACUUUGUGGGCACCGAGGACGAUGUCCACGCCAUCCGCCGGAGAGGUCGGGCAGCUUUGGCUGAGGAGGGGAGCUCCAAGUGCGGGGUCAACGAGGACGAGGAGAGGGUGCCAAAGAAUCUGGAGAAAGAAACCAGUCACGGAGGCGCUAACGCAGACCAGACAGCCCACCACAGGAACAGGCGUUUUGUCUCUACCCCUCGCUACCUGGAGAUCAUGCUGGUGGCCGACCAGUCCAUGGCUGAGUUCCACGGUGCCGGGCUCAAACCCUACCUACUGACCAUCAUGGCUGUGACAUCCCGCCUCUACCGCCACCCCAGCAUCCACAACUCCAUUAGCCUGGCUGUAGUGAAGCUGCUGGUGGUGUAUGAGGAAGAGAAAGGCCCUCAGGUGUCAUCUAACGCCGCCAUGACCCUCCGUAACUUCUGCCAGUGGCAGCAGCAACACAACCCACCCAGUGACCGCCACCCUGAGCAUUAUGACACCGCUGUGCUCUUCACCAGGACGGACCUGUGCGGUGCCCACUCUUGUGACACUCUUGGCAUGGCAGAUGUUGGCACAGUGUGUGACCCUGAAAGAAGUUGCUCGAUUAUUGAGGAUGAUGGACUGCAAGCAGCAUUUACUGUGGCACAUGAACUGGGCCAUGUCUUCAAUAUGCCUCAUGAUGAUGCCCAGCUGUGCUCUGGAGUCAACGGUGCCCACUGGGGCUCCCACAUGAUGGCCUCCACCCUAUCCAACCUGGACCAGCAGCAGCCAUGGUCCCCCUGCUCCGCACUCAUGGUCACCACCUUCCUGGAUAAUGACCAUGGUCAGUGCUUGUUGGAUAAACCUGUCAAACCUCAGCCGCUGCCCCAGCCCCUUCCCGGGACGGUCUACAACGCCGACCAUCAGUGCAGGUUGACCUUCGGCGAAGACUCCCAGCACUGCCCUGAUCUGAGUACCACUUGCGCAGCUCUGUGGUGCACUGUGACUACGUCCAGUGGUUUGCUGGUAUGCCAGACGAAGAACUUCCCCUGGGCUGAUGGAACGUCAUGUGGGCAUGACAGCUACUGCCUGGCUGGACAAUGUCUCACUAAGACCCAAGCUGCCAAACACCAGACUCCUGUCAAUGGUGGCUGGGGAGUGUGGGGUCCCUGGGGUGACUGCUCUCGGACCUGCGGUGGAGGUGUGCAGUACUCCUUCCGUUCCUGUGACAACCCUUUGCCCAAGAACGGGGGCAAGUACUGUGAGGGCAAGAGGAUCCAGUACCGCUCCUGUAACACUGAAACCUGCCCUGAUACCAAUGGCCUGUCGUUCCGUGAGGAACAGUGCCUGGCCCACAACGACAUGUCAGCCCAAGUGUCGCUGGGUUCAGGCGAGGGUGUCGAGUGGGUGCCCAAGUAUGCUGGAGUUUCACCCAAAGACCGCUGCAAGCUGGUGUGCAGGGCCAAGGGCACUGGAUACUUCUUUGUCCUCAAAUCCAAGGUGGCUGAUGGCACACCCUGCAGCCCAGACUCCACAUCAGUUUGUGUUCAAGGCCAGUGUGUCAAGGCUGGAUGUGAUCGUGUCAUUGGUUCUAACCGGCGCUUUGAUAAAUGCGGCGUGUGCGGUGGAGACGGCUCUACCUGCAAGAAAGUGUCUGGCUCUCUGGAGCGUGCCAGGCCUGGUUACCAGGAUGUUGUAACUAUCCCUGCUGGCGCCACCCACCUGGAUGUCAAGCAACGUGCCCCAGGCAAUGGUCGUCACGAUAACAGCUACUUGGCAGUGCGUCGCCAGGAUGGAACCUAUCUGUUAAAUGGCGAUUACAAGCUGAUGACCAUGGAGACCGACAUCGCCUUGCAAGGGGCACUGUUGCGGUACAGCGGCUCCUCUGCCACGCUUGAGCGCAUCCGGAGCUUCGCCCCACUCCCAGAGUCACUCACCAUCCAAGUGUUGUCUGUGGGAGAAGCCCCAAGGCCCCGGGUUAAGUACAGCUACUUUGCACCAAGACCUGCUUCAGUCUCCGGCAACGGAGGCCGCCGCCAGUCUAUCAAUGCCAUCCGAGAGGUGGGCGGAGCUGAGUGGACCUUGAGGGAGUGGGGUCCAUGCUCCCAGACCUGUGGCGGAGGUAUGCAGCAGAGAGAGGUGGUGUGUCUAGAUCCCCAGGGUCAUCCCUCAAGAGAUUGCCCAGAGGAGCUUCGUCCCAUAGCCUCGCGGUCCUGCGCAACCCUGCCCUGUCCAUCUUGGCUUCUGGGUGAAUGGUCGGUAUGCUCCAAGACCUGCGGCCGAGGCUUCCGCAAACGCCAACUGCGCUGCAUCGGCCAUGACGGGCGCACAUUAACCCAUGACAGCUGUGACACCAAAGACCGGCCGCGACCCCUGCUGGAACUGUGCAAUCAGGGUCCCUGUUAAAGACCCUUUCCACAAUCUAACCUCCUUUCAAACAGCCAGCUUUUAGAAAGACAUCAGAUUAAGACUCUGAUCUUCACUGCCUCCUUCUUCCCACAGAGGCCGUUGAAUGUUUACGUCCAGAGAAAGAGUGCUGCAGGUUUUCAUGGGUUCCAGGUAGUCUAACUUGUCUAUGGGUCCACAGUGACUGUGACUGUAAAGACUGGUUUUCACCCAGUCCCUCCAUCUACUUGCAGCAAGAAGGACUGAUUGCAGCUUGCUGCCUGUCUGGCUUCAGCGCAGCAGUGGCACAUUUUGUCUCCC